Messenger RNA from Thlaspi arvense, 822 nucleotides. The record is from the annotation of a GenBank genome assembly. NCBI's taxonomy places the organism in Eukaryota, Viridiplantae, Streptophyta, Magnoliopsida, Brassicales, Brassicaceae.
AUGGCUUUUCUUCUUCGUAACCUAUCUCCUUCAGUCCUUCUUCAAACCGGAAAAUCCCAAAACCUUAAACCCAUUUUCAAUCAUUCUCAAUCGCCGUCGUCUUCUUCUUCGAUUAGCUACGAAUUUGAGGAAGAUAGUCUCUGUAAACUCUCUCUUUCCAGCGUCCAGUCUCCUCCUCUUCGAGAUGCGCAGGUGAAGACAAGACCCGCUGCGCAAGAUAAUCAUAACCACGACAGAGAUGAAUUCUAUAUCAAUCUCGGUGUCGCUGUCCGUACGCUUCGUGAAGAUUUGCCUUUGCUCUUCAACAGAGAUCUCAACUACGACAUCUACAGGGAUGAUGUAACAUUUGUGGAUCCGAUGAACACAUUCAGUGGGAUUGAGAACUACAAACUGAUCUUCUGGGCACUCAGAUUUCAUGGGAAGAUACUCUUCAGAGACAUCUCACUUGAGAUCUUCAGGGUGUGGCAACCAUCAGAGAACAUGAUUCUCAUCAGGUGGAACCUCAAGGGUGUGCCUAGAGUUCCAUGGGAAGCUAAAGGAGAGUUUCAAGGCACUUCUCGGUAUAAACUCGACCGUAAUGGCAAAAUCUAUGAGCAUAAAGUCGACAACUUGGCCUUCAAUUUCCCUCAUCAGCUCAAACCCGCAGCUUCGGUUCUGGAUUUGGUGACUGCUUCGCCUGCAAGUAGUCCCAAUCCAACCUUCUUUUUCGGUUCUGUUGACUCGUAUUCAUCUUCAUGGAUUGAUUUCUAUCAAGCGGUGAGACGUACAGUGGACCAGACAGAGGAUACGCUUGUCACAGACAGCUUAGUCACAUGCUCAUAG